Messenger RNA from Limanda limanda (common dab), 2475 nucleotides. It is a transcript of the gene asb6, whose product is annotated as ankyrin repeat and SOCS box containing 6. Gene Ontology annotation, cellular component: BRCA1-BARD1 complex. Gene Ontology annotation, biological process: protein ubiquitination; intracellular signal transduction. The coding region runs from base 62 to 1399 and encodes 445 amino acids. The record is from RefSeq and is a predicted model, not a curated record. The transcript is spliced from 7 exons. NCBI's taxonomy places the organism in Eukaryota, Metazoa, Chordata, Actinopteri, Pleuronectiformes, Pleuronectidae. Gene Ontology annotation, molecular function: protein binding.
AGUCGCGGUGAUAGCUUCCUGUUUUGGAAGGAAAACGUCAGACCUCAGCAGCGGAGGAGCCAUGCCUUUCCUACACGGCUUCAGGAGGAUCAUCUACGAGUAUCAGCCGCUGGUUGAUGCUGUGAUGCGUGUUGUUGGACUGGAGGAAGGAGGUGAUGAAGAUGGAGUCGGUGGGGAGGAGGAGGAGGAGGAGGACAGAGUCAGAAGUCCCGAGGACGAGUCCGGUGGGCGUAGUUCCCUGGUGGAGCUUCUGGAGAGAGAGUCCCAGUCAGAAGUGUUUGUGGAAGGCAUCAGCUACGCUCUGUACAAAGUGGCAGAGAGGGGACUGGGGUACGCAGCUGAAAUCCUGCUGCGCUACGGAGCUUAUCUAAACUUUGAAGACCCAGUGUCGUACUACAAUCCUCUACAUGUAGCAGUUAUGCGGAACAGGCCAAAUAUGGUGAAGCUGCUGGUCAGGCAUGGAGCAGACAUUGAGAAGAGGGACAGGAUCCAUGAGAGCAGUCCAUUGGAUCUGGCCAGUGAGGAGUCGGAGAGACUCCCUUGUCUGCUCACUCUGCUCGACCUGGGCGCCGAUGUGAAUGCAAGCGAUAAAAAUGGAAAAACCCCUCUGCUCCACGCCAUGGCGAGCAGCGAUGGACUCACAGUGAACAACACAGAGAGCAUCCAGCUUCUUCUUCAGAGAGGUGCUGACGCGAAGGCUGUCACUGCACACGGGGAAGCAGUCGAAUCCUUGUUGGUGUUUCUGAUUAAAGAGGCUCUGGACGCCAGCGCGGAGGACGCUGCAGAGAUCGGUAAAUUCUGCCUGAAAACCACACAGCUUUUGCUGACUCAUGGUGUGGACCCCAGCUGCUGCAUGAAUGAGGAUGGUGAUCCCACCCUGACACAGACAAGCCUGGAGCACUUUGACCAUUUCUUCCCCCUGGCUGUGCUCUUGAUGCAGAGCGGAGCUGCUUUGAAGUGCACCUAUCACGGCGACUCCUGUUGGUCAGGCAAGAGCCUCCUUUUCGGGCGGCUCCAGGAAGCCCUGCAGCAGUGCUCUGAUCAAAGUCACGCCUCCGAGCUCCUGGAGCAGGCCGAGGUGUUGCUCGAUCUAGCGAGGGUAAAUGUCCCCAUGCUGAAUCUGCCUUUCAGCUCGGAGCUUCCUGCACCUGGUCAGGACCCUCACCCUUAUGCUCAGGCUCUGGUGGACCUGCAGAGGAGGGUGGUAGAGCAUGACACCAACCCCCCUGCUUUGCGCUGCCUCUGCAGGGCAUUCCUACGGACACACCUGCAGCCCUGGCCACUGGAAGACAGAGUCAAUGCCUUGCCAUUACCGGACAGAAUGAAAGACUUUCUUCUGCCUGAGCGCACAUAUAAACCUAUACCUGGCUGGGACUGCUUUAAACCCCAGUCUUCAUAGCCAACACUGAUGAUACAUGGUACAGGCUGGUUUCUGUUCUACCCAAAAUCUGAAAAUAUAUUAAUAAAAGAACAGCCCAAAAGGAAUUUAACCAGAAUGACACUCAGUAGGCCCAACAGUCUCUUGAUGAAGCCACAUUUGCAUGAACUAGAUCCAGAUUUGUAUUCACAAACUCAUACAAAUCAGUUCUCUAAACAUGCCUAAAUUAUCUAUGAUCAAUAUCUAUGAACUAUUUUAGGGGAAAUCAAUAUCAGAGCCCAUCAGCUAUCAUCUGAUGAUAAAUUAGCCUUUGAAAGCAACAGCCAAUUAUUUGGGGCUUCCAGGGUAAAUUUUAAAUGCUCUUUAUUUAUAUAGAGCUUAUCUUGUCUUGAUGACCACUCAAAGCGCUUUUACACUUUUGCCCUCCACCCAGUCCUUAUCUUAGAAGGUGGAUAUCCGAGCCAAGACUGCAUCUUUUGUUCGCUGUACACUAUGUACUGAGUCAUCAAGGGAAAAAAAUUGGAAAAUCCUCCUAUCCCACAAUUUUAAAGAAAGUGGAAAUCUAAUUCCUGGGUCCGCCCCCAGAUCAGCAUUAAAAGUUUUGACCUUAUCCUGCUAACACACAAACAAACAGAUGAAAACAUAACAAUACCUGGGCUCAGGUCCAAAACAUUUAAGCUAUUCCUUAGAAACCAUUGAGGCCUUUGUUGAAUUAUCAUUGUGUGUUGUCUUUGCCAAAUUUAGAGGCAAAACAUUUGUAUGUUUCCUUAAUAUCAAAGUUCUGUAUGUUUAAGCUGGCGUUUGAGCUGUUGCUAAGUUGUUUACGUUGAACUGCCAAGUGAACAAACUGAAAGUGUGGAGGAAGUUGCAGUUCAGGAUAAAUUCCACAGGAUGGCACUGUUGCUCCUGCAGCCGGGAAGUAGCCCAGCUAGCAGGGUCAGAGAUUUAGUUAUUCUCAGUGCAGCCUAUUAAAGUUGUUCUAGCGCAGUAGAGUCCAUCUAUAUUUUAUCUCCUCAACUGGAUGGUGAUGUGUUGUGGAACUUGUGUGUCAUCUCGCUCCUUAUGAAGACGGACCAAUAAAACAGCAGCGUGCUUCA